AUGGACACGCCGCAAGAUAUUUACCUUUCCGAGCUAAAAAAUGUGACAAUUCGCCCGGCAACUGCUGGUUCGCUUGAGGAGGAGAUAAACCGUAUCAUAGCUGGUGGUACGCGUGAACACCCGCUUCAUUUGCUGGAUUUAGACGAUCUAGUAAGAAAGCAUCUGACUUGGCUAAGGUCUAUGCCGCGAGUGACUCCGUUCUACGCCGUGAAGUGUAACGAUGAUCCAGCAAUACUGGCAUCACUAGCGGCACUAGGAACCGGGUUCGAUUGUGCGUCUGAGGCGGAGAUGCGUACCAUACUGGCACUGGGCGUUACACCCGACCGCAUCAUCUUUGCUCACCCGAUCAAAUCUGUGCAAGCGCUGGCAUUUGCGAAAACCCACGGUAUCCGGCGUAUGACGUUCGAUAAUGAGCAUGAGCUGGCGAAGGUCGCACGAGAAUACCCGGAAGCGGAACUUGUGCUACGCAUCCGGCACGACUCGGACCGAGUGUUGAUUGCACUGGGCAAAAAGUUUGGAUGCGAUGCACGCGGUGAUGGACGUCGAUUGUUAGCACGUGCCCAGGCACUCGGCGUUACGGUGAUUGGUGUGAGCUUUCAUGUUGGCUGUGGAAGUUUAGAUGCAGAUUGUUUCUAUCACGCCAUUGAAUCGGCACGCUCGGUGUUCGAUUAUGCUCAGGAUGAGCUUGGAAUGCACUUAUGGCUGCUCGAUGUAGGAGGUGGAUUUCCCGGCGACAACGACAAACCGAUCGAUGAGUACGCCUCAGCAGUGUCGCGAGGACUGCAGAAAUUUUUCCCGGAACACGGGGACAAAGUGUACAUUCUGGGCGAACCAGGUCGGUUCUACGUUGGAUCAGCGGUAACGCUUCUCACCACCGUACAGGGUAAGAAGGUGGUACGAGAUGCGGUCGACAAUGUGCAACAGAUGAUGUACUACAUCAACGAUGGUGUGUUCGGGACGCUGUUUGAUUGGCUCAGUCUGCGUGAGAUUAAAGAUCUGAAGCGUGCGGUUCCGUUGGUGCGGAGAGAGCGACUGCACGAGCGUAUCUUCCCAACCACCAUUUGGGGACCUACCUGUGACUCGACGGAUAUCGUGUGCGAAGAGGUGGAGUAUCCGGAGCACCACAUAGGGGACUACAUCGUGUUCGAGAAUCUCGGUGCGUACGGCAUGACAUUUGCGACUAACUUCAACGGGUUCCCGAAGCCAACGGUGCAGGUGUACGUUAAGGAAGAUACGUGGGCCAUGCUCCAUUCGAUCGCCGGCACGGACUGGAGGCGGAAAACACUCACCUUACUCGAGAGCAUCCUAGCAAAAAGCUCACUAACAUCGCCAACCAAACAGCUUUAA
Anopheles marshallii is the source of this 1347-nucleotide messenger RNA. Its product is annotated as ornithine decarboxylase-like. Lineage: Eukaryota; Metazoa; Arthropoda; Insecta; Diptera; Culicidae. Gene Ontology annotation, cellular component: cytoplasm. Bases 1 to 1347 code for a protein of 448 amino acids. Gene Ontology annotation, molecular function: ornithine decarboxylase activity. The transcript is spliced from 2 exons. The record is from RefSeq and is a predicted model, not a curated record.